AUGGAACCAUUGAAUCUUGAAAAGAAGAUUGUUAUCACAUUCACUGGAGCUCCUGGAAUUGGAAAGAGUCAACUGAUAAGUGUUAUGACAAGUGGAAGAUUUACUAGUCAAUAUGAACCAACUAUUCAAGAACAUUAUACUAUGAAAUUGGUAGAAGGAAAUAAUAUCUUCAAUCUUACUAUUGUAGACACAUCAGGAUCACCAGAUUAUUCUAAGCUUGCAUCAGGGGCAAUUGGAAAUAGUGAUUGUAUUGUAGUUUGUUAUUGUCCUUAUAUUCCUAAAUCAUUUGAUAGAGUGGUAGAAGUUAUUAAAGAAGUGAGGACAAUAGCAGAUGACAUACCAAUUAUCGUUGUUGCUACUAAAAUGGAUUUGAAAGAUGACAAAGUAACAAUGAACAAAAUUGGUAAACAAAAGAUUCGAAUGGUAAAAGAUUUGAAAAGUGAAUUAAAGAAAAGCAAAAUUUCAGGAUUCUUUGAAACAUCUGCAAUAAGUGGAAAUUCUUAUAAAGAAAUAUUAGAGACUGCAAUUAAAUAUACUCAAAAAUCAUCUCUUUGGAAGAAAAAACAAUAA
Entamoeba dispar SAW760 is the source of this 570-nucleotide messenger RNA. Its product is annotated as GTP-binding protein RHO1 precursor, putative. Gene Ontology annotation, biological process: small GTPase-mediated signal transduction; mitochondrion organization; regulation of mitochondrion organization. Lineage: Eukaryota; Evosea; Mastigamoebida; Endamoebidae. Bases 1 to 570 code for a protein of 189 amino acids. Gene Ontology annotation, molecular function: GTP binding; GTPase activity. The transcript has a single exon. The record is from RefSeq and is a predicted model, not a curated record. Gene Ontology annotation, cellular component: mitochondrial outer membrane.